CUUGUUGAUCUUGUUUGUUACAGGUUUUGCAGAGCCAUUUCUUUUCCGUUUUUAAAUUGAUGUUCUUUACCUAACAAGUAAGCUGAUUUACCUACAGACUCAGGUUUUUUUACCGUCUCUUUGGAAAGGUAUACAAUAAAUUAUCAUAUUACAAUGCCAUCAAGGUAACCAAAGCACGGGAAGCCAGUAAUCUGGAUGUUAGACGUAGGACGGAAAUUUGGAUGGACUGGAAUCUGGAUGCCAUGCCGAAAUUUUUCAGUAAUUUUGCCUUUUGUAAGGCUGUUCUGUGGUUUUUUAGAAGUUAACUUGCGGUUGGAGCAGCAGAGUGUGUAAUCUGGAAGCUGGAUGAGUACUAGUACACUGUACUUACCUGCUCCCAUUCGGAUGUCCAUUGCAAAGGGAUCUGCUGUGCCAAAAUUGAACGAUGGAGAAAAGACAGAGUUCCCCGAAACAGUCCUUGUCAAAACGCAGGCUAACCAAGCAAGAGCAGCCGCCAGCUAAGGACUCGGGAACAUUGAGCUUCGAAGGAUAUACUUUUUAUUUCUUGCCCCUGGAGCUUCCGCGGAUCCGACGCGAAGUGUUUGCUUCUCGCGUCAUCGAACGUGGCGGAACUGUUUCCGAGGAUGUUGUGCGCCCGUCCGGCGAAAUGGUCAGCCACGUUAUCGUUGAUGACCACAUUUCGUUGUCCCUCAUAUGUCGGGCUUUGCUCCAAGUCGUCUCCGACGCAUUACAUCCAGGCAAACGCAAGAUCAAGUCGACGGACGAAACCGCUGUCAGUGAAUCGAAAAAACGCAUAUUAGGUGCGCUCGAAAACAACAACACUUUCAUAAUGCGCGCGGGAUGGCUCAGCGCGUGUUUGCGCGAAAGGCUGUUUUUGGAUCCUCUGUCCGAGUCGCAGAACAAUCACCGAUUGAAUGUCUUCGUUCAGAGUCACUUAAUUGCAAACGUUGCGGGCGUGGAAAAAGCCAGUAGUGUAGAAAACAAGUCUCUCGAUGAAAGUGUUCGUUCUCAUUCAGUAAAGAAACAGCCGGUGACUAAACGUGACGAAACUCCGGAUCGGCAAUUCAGCUACCAUUCGGACGAUGACCACAAAAGCAGAGCAUCCUCGAUUUCUGACUUAUCGAUUACCGAAGAUGAAGCAGGAGACGAUGCGUCCGGAAGUAACCAGGCUUCUGACGAUGAAGGGGUGACGCCUACAGGAAACAGUGCAGCAAAAGUGCCGGUGUCGCCUCAGAAUGUGGCAGCUGUCGAAAAUGAAGAUAGUAAAGCUUCCAAAUUGCUGAAAAGCAAUAUUUUCCUAAGCCCAACAAGCGGCAAAGUUCUGGCUGUCGAAAACCAAAAGCUAGUUGAACAACUGGAGGAAAUGAUGAAAAUGUACCGAAAUCUUGGAGACAAAUUCCGAGGAUACGCUUAUGCUCGAGCCAUCUCGGCGAUUCGGAGAUAUCCGAAACCGAUUGUAGAUGCCCAGCAAUUAAAAGAUCUAAAAAAUGUUGGACCACGAAUUGCAAGUCACAUAAUGGAGUUUCUGGAUACCGGUCGCGUGGGAAAAAAUGAGCAGCUAGUGCAUAAUGACGACAUUAACGUUGUCAUAAACCUAUUUGUCAACAUCCAUGGAGUGGGGACGAAAACUGCCCAAAGAUGGGCUCAGAUGGGAUAUCGAACACUGGAUGAUGUUCGUGAGAAAGCUUCUCUCACCACUGAACAAAAGAUUGGUUUACAGUAUUAUGAUGAAUUCUUGAAAAAAAUGCCACGUGAGGAGGUGGAAGAGAUUUUUCAUGUCGUGAAAAUUGUUACGGAUUCCAUAGAGAAAGGAUUUAUCUUCGAAGUCUGUGGUAGUUAUCGGCGCGGACGGGAUUUGUGCGGUGAUGUUGAUAUCUUGAUGACUCAUCCGGACGGUCAUUCUCACGAAACCAUUCUUAAGCCGUUGUUGGAUAAACUACAUCAAAAAGGGUUUUUAACGGAUGACCUUUCUAUUUCUGAUGGACAUCAUAAAAGAUAUUUCGGGGUUUGCCGACUUGACCGAAAAGAAGCAAAGCAUCGACGCUUGGACAUCAUAAUUUCUCCAUACAACGAAUGGGCUACUUGCGUUUUCGGUUGGACCGGAUCUAUGUAUUUUGUUCGGUCUAUGCGGGAUUACGCUCAUAAAAAAGACAUGUCUCUGACAGAUUAUGCUCUGCACAAAAACGUCAUCCGACAGGAUGGUGAAAAAGUUAACGAAGGAGAAAAGAUUGAGACGCCCACGGAAGAAUCCAUUUUUGACGCUCUUGGGUUACCGUAUCUCUCUCCGGAAGAACGAGACCACUAGACAGUUAAUCUGGACACUGAUCAAAUUUUCGGGUAUUUUUCUUCCGGUAAUCCGGUACAAUGUGUUUCUAGUACCUUCCUCUACAGAUCUUUUACAGUGGCGAUGGCAGUAUUGGUAAUUACAAUGGUUGUCAUAUAUGGAAAGCUAAUUUUGAAAUUUAUUUUCUUGUUUUUUUCUUUUAAAUUGGUGGUUGGGCUAAAACUAAAUUUUGGUUUAAAUUAUUGUUUACUGG
Molecule: messenger RNA, 2537 nt
Organism: Paramacrobiotus metropolitanus
Lineage: Eukaryota; Metazoa; Tardigrada; Eutardigrada; Parachela; Macrobiotidae
Product: DNA polymerase lambda-like
Exons: 9
Coding region: 425-2305 (626 amino acids)
Biological process (GO): double-strand break repair via nonhomologous end joining
Cellular component (GO): nucleus
Molecular function (GO): DNA-directed DNA polymerase activity; DNA binding
Source: RefSeq, a predicted model, not a curated record